This is a messenger RNA of Dentiscutata erythropus, 155 nucleotides long. The record is from the annotation of a GenBank genome assembly. NCBI's taxonomy places the organism in Eukaryota, Fungi, Glomeromycota, Glomeromycetes, Diversisporales, Gigasporaceae.
AUGUUAGUAUUUAAGGGAAUAAUAUCGAUAGGGGAAACUCAUUGUUGUGAGAGCAUUGAGCCAUUUAAGGUUAAAGGAAAUCAUAGUUGUGAAAGCGUUGUUACUAUUAAAGUUAAUGAGAAAUUCAUAGAUGUGAAAGCAUUGUUACUAUUAAG